This is a messenger RNA of Ailuropoda melanoleuca (giant panda), 549 nucleotides long. Its product is annotated as olfactory receptor 7A10. The transcript is spliced from 2 exons. Gene Ontology annotation, cellular component: membrane. Bases 1 to 549 code for a protein of 182 amino acids. Lineage: Eukaryota; Metazoa; Chordata; Mammalia; Carnivora; Ursidae. Gene Ontology annotation, molecular function: olfactory receptor activity; G protein-coupled receptor activity. The record is from RefSeq and is a predicted model, not a curated record. Gene Ontology annotation, biological process: G protein-coupled receptor signaling pathway.
AUGUACCUGAUCACUGUGUGUGGAAACCUGCUCCUCAUCCUGGCCGUCAGCUCAGACUCCCACCUCCACACCCCCAUGUACUUCUUCCUAGCCAACCUGUCCUUUGUAGACACCUGUUUCACCUCCACCACUGUCCCCAAGAUGCUGUGGAACAUCCAGACUCACAGCAAAGUCAUAAGGUAUGAUGGCUGCAUCACACAGAUGUACUUUUUCCUACUCUUCACUGGAUUGGGUGACUUUCUCCUGACUGUGAUGGCCUAUGACCGCUUUGUGGCCAUCUGUCACCCCCUGCACUACACGGUCAUCAUGAACCCCCAGCUCUGUGGACUCCUGGUUCUGGUGUCCUGGAUUAUCAUUGUCUCCUUGUUUUAUUGUACCAGCCUAGGGGUGUACCUUAGCUCUGCUGUUACCCAGAGCUCCCAUGCAAGUGCAGUGGCCUCAGUGAUGUACACGGUGGUCACGCCCAUGCUGAACCCCUUCAUCUACAGCCUGAGGAACAGAGACAUAAAGAGGGCUCUGAAAAGAAUCAUUGGGGUUCCAGUGUCAUAA